Messenger RNA from Dipodomys spectabilis (banner-tailed kangaroo rat), 2136 nucleotides. It is a transcript of the gene Rcbtb2, whose product is annotated as RCC1 and BTB domain containing protein 2. NCBI's taxonomy places the organism in Eukaryota, Metazoa, Chordata, Mammalia, Rodentia, Heteromyidae. The coding region runs from base 265 to 1920 and encodes 551 amino acids. Gene Ontology annotation, molecular function: protein binding. The record is from RefSeq and is a predicted model, not a curated record. The transcript is spliced from 13 exons.
AAGCCGACGUUCUCAGCCUCCAGCGCGGCCGGCCCUGUGCGCCGCGCGCUCGCGGCCUCGCGCCGUCCGUGCCCGCUGGGCUUAACUCCUUCCCGGACAGGGCUAAGCCGGCCUCUGGCAGCUGGAGCGACGGGGAGUCGUGUCUAGCAGUCUGGUUACUGUGUGCCUCGAGGUGUUCCGUGGCGUGCCUGUGUGUGGUAUUUGGGCUGACACAGAAAAGCGGCGAAUCCGAAUGCUCCAGGGACUGCACAGGACUGAGUCCAUAUGGAAGAAGAACUUCCCCUUUUCUAUGGAGAAAGUGGCCAGCCAUUACUGGCUAUUCUCUCAUCAUUGAAGAUGUUAGAUGUGGGAAAGUGGCCAAUUUUUUCCCUUUGUUCUGAAGAAGAACUGCAGUUAAUUCGUCAGGCUUGUGUCUUUGGCAGUGCUGGCAAUGAGGCUUUAUAUACCACAAUAAAUGAUGAGAUUUUUGUGCUUGGCACAAACUGCAGUGGCUGUCUGGGUUUAGGUAACAUCCAGAACACCAUUGAACCUCGGAGACUGGAUUCCUUAAGUGGCAAAAAGAUUGCCUGCCUCAGCUAUGGAAGUGGCCCACACAUCAUCCUGGCAACAACAGAAGGAGAAGUCUUUACCUGGGGUCACAAUGCUUAUAGCCAGUUGGGCAAUGGAACAACGAAUCAUGGUUUAGUACCCUGUCAUAUUUCUACUAACUUGUCAAAUAAGCAGGUGAUUGAAGUUGCCUGUGGGUCUUACCAUUCUUUGGUCCUAACUUCUGAUGGAGAGGUGUUUGCCUGGGGUUAUAAUAACUCUGGGCAGGUAGGCUCUGGAUCAACAGUGAAUCAGCCCAUCCCUCGAAGAGUCACUGGUUACUUGCAGAACAAAGUUGUGGUGAACAUAGCGUGUGGACAGAUGUGUUCAAUGGCUGUUGCGGACACUGGAGAGGUCUAUGUCUGGGGGUACAGUGGGAACGGACAGCUGGGACUGGGAAGCACUGGUAACCAGCCAACCCCUUGUCGAGUGGCUGCACUGCAGGGCAUUCAUGUUCAGCGGGUUGCCUGUGGCUACGCACACACAUUAGUAUUAACAGAUGAAGGUCAAGUGUAUGCUUGGGGUGCAAAUUCUUAUGGCCAGUUGGGCACUGGCAAUAAAAGUAACCAGUCCUAUCCUACCCCUGUCGUUGUGGAGAAGGACAGGGUCAUAGAGAUUGCAGCCUGUCACUCCACUCACACGUCUGCGGCCAAGACCCAGGGUGGGCACGUGUACAUGUGGGGCCAGUGCCGGGGCCAGUCCGUCAUCCUCCCUCACCUCACCCACUUCUCCUGCACAGACGACGUGUUUGCGUGCUUCGCCACCCCGGCUGUCACUUGGCGCCUCCUCUCUGUGGAACCUGAUGACCACCUCACAGUUGCUGAGUCAUUGAGGAGAGAAUUUGACAACCCAGACACUGCAGACCUCAAGUUUCUGGUUGAUGGAAAAUACAUUUAUACACACAAAGUCCUUCUCAAAAUUAGGUGUGAGCAUUUUCGUUCUUCCUUGGAAGACAACGAGGAUGAUAUUGUAGAAAUGAGUGAAUUUUCCUAUCCUGUGUACCGAGCCUUCCUGGAGUACUUAUAUACAGACAGCAUCAGCCUUCCUCCUGAGGAGGCAGUAGGAUUGCUAGAUUUGGCCACAUUUUAUAGAGAAAAUCACUUGAAAAAACUCUGCCAACAAACUAUCAAGCAAGGAAUCUGUGAGGAGAAUGCCAUUGCUCUGCUCUCCACUGCUGUGAAAUACGAUGCCCAGGAUCUGGAAGAAUUCUGCUUCAGGUUUUGCAUAAACCAUCUGACUGUAGUAACACAGACUUCAGGUUUUGCAGAAAUGGAUCAUGAUCUCCUGAAGAACUUCAUCAGCAAAGCUAGCAGAGUUGGAGCCUUUAAAAAUUAAUUCCCACCUACAAGAAGGGAGUUUUUGAGCAUUUCCUUUCUUCCUGCAAAUAAAAAAGAAAAGAAAAAGAAAAAAAAGUUCUUAAUGGACAGCAUUUAUGAUGAGCUACAACCAGAUGAAUUCUUGUGUCAUCAGGAUGGUAGUCUUCUCCAUCUACCUAAAUCUGAAGUUUACAUAGAGAGCAUCCAGUGCCCUGAUCAGAUGUGAUUAUACACA